UAAUAUCCGACGUCCGCUCAUCACCACCAUCUCCAACGUUUAAGGAAGUAGCUCAUUUUCGACACUUCCUAUGUUUGACUUCCGAUGUUCCGCUGGUAAAAUGUCCGAACAACAACGCUUCUGUCACCACCAUCUCCUACUCUCCCCUCUUCUGCUCCCCUUCCUCUCCUUCUCCCUCUUUCUUGCAGCAGCUGCUGAAAUCCACCACCAAAAUCCACCGCCGGCUAUCACUCGUUUCCAACAAUACCUCCAAAUUAGCUCUGCCCAUCCCACCCCAGACUACACCUCCGCCAUCAACUUCCUCACCAGCUUCUCCAACUCCAUCCCUUCCCUGCAAUCCCAAAUCCUUUACUUCACUCCGGAAAAGGACAAACCCCUCCUCCUCUUAACAUGGCCCGGCUCAGACCCCACUCUUCCAUCCGUCCUCCUCAACUCCCACCUCGACUCCGUGCCAGCAGACCCCUCCAAGUGGGUUCAUCCCCCCUUCUCCGCUUACCACUCCUCCGACGGAAAAAUCUUUGCCCGCGGUGCCCAGGAUGAUAAAUGCAUCGGUAUUCAGUAUUUGGAGGCGAUAAAGAGGUUAAUUGAGGAGAAAAACUUCAGCCCUCUUCGGACUGUGCACAUCUCAUUUGUCCCAGAUGAGGAGAUUGGGGGUUUUGAUGGGAUGGCGAAGUUCGUGAAAUCCGAAGAGUUUAAGGCAUUGAAUCUGGGGUUUGUGUUGGAUGAAGGGCAGGCCUCGCCUGGAGAUGAGUAUAGAGUGUUUUAUGCUGACCGGCAGCCGUGGCAUAUCGUGAUUAAGGCAGUUGGAAUGCCCGGUCAUGGGUCGAGGAUGUUUGAUAAUUCAGCAAUGGAGAAUUUGAUGAAGAGUGUGGAGGUUAUUACCAAGUUUAGAGAUGCUGAAUUUGAUAAGGUUAAGGCUGGGCUGGCUGCCAAUUCUGAGGUUAUUUCUGCAAAUCCCGUGUUUUUGAAGGCUGGAAUUCCUUCUCCCACAGGAUUUGUGAUGAAUGUACAACCCUCUGAGGCAGAGGCAGGAUUUGACUUGCGGCUGCCACCAACAGCUGACCCGGAUGCCGUGAGAAGAAGGAUUGCAGAGGAAUGGGCACCCUCUUGGAGGAAUAUGAGUUUUGAGAUAACAGAGAAAGGACCUCUAAGAGACCACAAAGGACGCCCAUUAUUGACUCCGACAAAUGAUUCCAAUACUUGGUGGUCUGUUUUCAAGCAAGCUGUCACUUCUGCUGGUGGUAAACUUGCAAAGCCUGAAAUCUUGCCAUCAACUACUGAUGCUCGGUUCAUGAGGCAGCUUGGAAUUCCUACCAUUGGGUUUUCACCUAUGAGAAACACGCCAAUACUACUUCAUGACCACAAUGAGUUCCUGAAGGAUUCUGUCUAUUUGGAGGGAAUUAAAGUAUACGAAUCUGUAAUCAAAUCUUUGAGCUCUUUUGCUGAUUCUUCAUGAUGUGAUGAUGUUGAAUAAGCCUCGGAAUCAAGCAUUACCUGCUGGAUUGCAAGUCUUGACCUUCUUUUGUUCUUAGUGCUGUUCUCAUUUUGCACAUAAUCUUUAGAUGAAGGAUGGCAACUUGAUUCUGUCAAAUUUAUAAGAGAGAUGCUUUUUCUUUUCAGAAUUCCUACAUGGACGGAAGGAGCUCUGUCGUAUGACUUCUGAAAAUAAGCCUGCUAAUAAUUCUGUAUUAUUUCUGUUUCAUAGCAAUGUAACCUUUUCUUAAAGUAGAGAAACAACGACAUCUGUAAGAGGGACGAUAGAUUAUUCUUUUA
Molecule: messenger RNA, 1773 nt
Organism: Coffea eugenioides
Lineage: Eukaryota; Viridiplantae; Streptophyta; Magnoliopsida; Gentianales; Rubiaceae
Product: aminoacylase-1-like
Exons: 4
Coding region: 71-1456 (461 amino acids)
Biological process (GO): amino acid metabolic process
Cellular component (GO): cytoplasm
Molecular function (GO): aminoacylase activity
Source: RefSeq, a predicted model, not a curated record